This is a messenger RNA of Condylura cristata (star-nosed mole), 1066 nucleotides long. RefSeq names its product small nuclear ribonucleoprotein polypeptide B (gene SNRPB2). The record is from RefSeq and is a predicted model, not a curated record. The transcript is spliced from 7 exons. Gene Ontology annotation, biological process: mRNA splicing, via spliceosome. Gene Ontology annotation, cellular component: U1 snRNP. Lineage: Eukaryota; Metazoa; Chordata; Mammalia; Eulipotyphla; Talpidae. The coding region runs from base 141 to 818 and encodes 225 amino acids. Gene Ontology annotation, molecular function: U1 snRNA binding.
GUUGCGAUUGCCUCUGCUCAUAAAUCCUCCAAGGUGGGAGCCGCGAGUAGACGAGGCGGAAUGUUGAAACGCGGACGCGUGCAGCCGAGGGUUCGCGCAAGGCUGCUCUAGGCGAGUGUGUGAACAAUUGAACCCAUAACAUGGAUAUCCGACCAAAUCAUACAAUUUAUAUCAAUAAUAUGAAUGACAAAAUCAAAAAAGAAGAAUUGAAGCGAUCCCUAUAUGCCCUGUUUUCUCAGUUUGGUCAUGUGGUUGAUAUUGUGGCUUUAAAGACCAUGAAGAUGAGAGGUCAAGCCUUUGUGAUAUUUAAGGAACUGGGCUCUUCCACAAAUGCUUUGAGACAGUUACAAGGAUUUCCAUUUUAUGGUAAACCAAUGCGAAUCCAGUAUGCAAAGACAGAUUCUGAUAUAAUAUCUAAAAUGCGUGGUACUUUUGCUGACAAAGAAAAGAAGAAGGAAAAGAAAAAAGCCAAAAUUAUAGAACAAACUGCAUUGACUGCAAACAAAAAGCCUGGUCAGGGAAUGCCAAAUUCAGCUAAUAUGCAGGGGACUGCAGCACCAAAUCCUCAGGUCCCUGAUUACCCUCCAAACUAUAUUUUAUUCCUUAAUAAUUUACCAGAAGAGACUAAUGAGAUGAUGUUAUCCAUGCUGUUUAAUCAGUUCCCUGGUUUCAAGGAAGUACGUUUGGUACCUGGAAGGCAUGAUAUUGCUUUUGUUGAGUUUGAAAAUGAUGGACAGGCUGGAGCUGCCAGGGAUGCAUUACAAGGGUUUAAGAUCACACCAUCACAUGCCAUGAAGAUCACCUAUGCCAAGAAAUAACUUUGGGAUAGUUGUCUUAAAAAGGACUUGAUGUUAUUUAGGGUUUUUUUUGUUUGUUUGUUUUAAAUAACAUUUGGUCAGGUUAUUUUUAAUAGUUGACCCAGAGUAAGCGAUGGGGGGGCAUAGAGAGAGUGAAAUUUUUGUGAAGGAUUAAUAAAAUUGCUAGUAUUUCUUAAACCUUGGUGAGCUAUGAAAUACUAAGGCCUGAAUUUUGUACAAUAAAUUUUUAUUUGUAUUCUACACAUUCA